UAGACGGACACCUUGCCUCAUCCAUCCAUCCUCCUCUACCAUUUCUCCAUAAGAUCCCGUCCCACCUCACCACCGUAACCCCAAAUCGGAACAAACCAGCGUCGCCUGCUGAAUUCCAGACUACGUGGCAAAAUCUCGACUGCUAAAGGUUCAAAAUCUCUGUAUCCGUAUCCGUCUUCGUGGUUGGCGUUCCCAAACAUGAGGGAAUCAUGGAUGAUGGAUCCCGAGGAAUGAACUCAAGGCUGCAUGUAGUUGAAAAUAAAAAUUUUAAAAGAAAAUUCUGUGUGUUGAAUGCAGGAGUUCUUCAACAAAUCCCAACUACUCAAACCACGACUGGACAGCGGCAACGUUGAAAUCAUGUAUGGGAGAUCGGUUGAGAGGUGUUUGUUUUAAGCACCCCCUCCUUCUUCACGAGUUAGUCGAAGCGUGUGAACCAAGGAGCCACCUGUCUCCUCUGCAACUUUGAGACUUCAGAGAGGAGACAGAAGAGUUGAGUCUUUUGUCAUGUUUGUGUGAGCGAGCGAGCAAAACAGAGGAGACAGACUAAAAAUGAGAACGCCGCCGAUGUCUACAGCUUGCAGCUCAAGAAGAUCAAAUUAUUACACCCGUGGAUUCGACAUCCCGGACGGUCAUCCAGACUUCGGCGUCGGGGGAGCAAUGCUGCCCAUCUUCCUCAACGACCUCUCACGACACAAUAGCGAACAAGACCUGGUUGAAGUCACACUAGAGUUCGACGAAGACGAUUCCAUCGUCGUCCGCAGCGUCACCCCAACUACCAUACCAGAACCUAUUCCCGAACCAAUCCUCGAACGGAACCUUUCCAUAACGACUAGGAUCCGCCGGAAGUUCCCAUGGCUAAGAUCCCCCUCCGCACGAACGUCCGCGGAGCUCGAAGAACUCGCGGCGACGGCGAUGUCAGCUCGGGAUGCCAGGAAAAUUACGGCGAAACUCGAACGAACGAGAUCGAGGGCCCAGCAGGCGCUUAACGGUCUGAGGUUCAUUAGUAAGAAGACAGGAAACCUGGACGCGAACGAGUUAUGGCGGAAGGUAGAGUGCCGGUUCGAGUCUCUAGCCAAGGACGGUUUACUCUCCAGAGAAGAUUUCGGUGAAUGCAUAGGAAUGGUUGACUCGAAGGAAUUCGCCCUACGGAUAUUUGACGCGCUGGCGAGACGGAGGCGUCAGAGGAUAGAGAAGAUAACCAAAGAAGAAUUCUACGACUUCUGGCUGCAGAUUUCGGACCAGAGCUUCGACGCUCGCCUUCAGAUUUUCUUCGAUAUGGCUGAUAGCAACGAAGACGGAAGAAUUACAAGAGAGGAAGUGCAAGAACUGAUAAUGCUGAGUGCAUCUGCAAACAAGCUGUCCAAGUUGAAGGAACGAGCGGAUGAAUACGCGUCCUUGAUCAUGGAAGAGCUGGACCCGGAAAACCUCGGCUACAUUGAGCUAUGGCAACUGGAAGGCCUGCUUCUACAAAGAGACAAGUACAUGAACUACAGCAGACCGCUUAGCGUAACGAGUGUAGGCUGGAGCCAGAAUCUAGGAGGGGGAGGAGGAGCGUUCAAGACCAGGAACGUGGCGCGUAAGAUAAGCAGCAAGGUCCGGUAUGCCAUCUUAGAGAACUGGCAGAGGGCGUGGAUCGUAACCCUGUGGGUAGUCACCAUGGCGGGACUCUUCGUCUGGAAGUUCAACCAGUACAGAAACAAGGCUGCCUUCCAAAUAAUGGGCUAUUGCUUGACCACCGCCAAGGGAGCAGCCGAGACCCUAAAGCUGAACAUGGCUCUCAUCUUGUUACCCGUUUGUCGUAACACCCUCACCAGACUUCGCUCUACCAGAGCCAGGCUGUUUAUUCCUUUCGACGACAACAUCAAUUUCCACAAGAUGAUAGCUGUGGCAAUAGCAAUUGGAAUCCUGCUCCACGCAGGGAACCAUCUGACGUGCGACUUCCCAAGACUCAUAAACUCAGUUCCCGAACGGUUCGCGCUCAUAUCGUCGGAUUUCAAUGGAAAGCAGCCCACGUACCCGGACCUACUCAAGGGCGUGGAAGGUCUGACUGGGAUAGGAAUGGUGGUACUCAUGGCCAUCGCCUUCACCUUGGCAACUCACCGCUUCAGGAAGAAUGUGGUCAAGCUCCCUUCGCCCUUGAACCGCUUGACGGGCUUCAACGCCUUCUGGUACUCCCAUCACCUUCUGGCCCUCGUCUACGUUUUGCUCCUCUUCCACGGCUACUUCCUCUUCUUGGUCCACAAGUGGCACAAGAAAACGACAUGGAUGUAUAUCUCUAUUCCACUUCUACUCUACAUGGGAGAGCGAAGCCUGAGAACAUCCAGAUCGACACAUUACUCAGUUAAGAUCUUAAAGGCCUCAGUACUACCAGGAAGUGUGUUGAGCAUAGUGAUGGCCAAGCCGCAAGGGUUUAAAUACAAAAGUGGGCAGUACAUAUUCCUACAGUGUCCCAACAUUUCUCCGUUUGAAUGGCACCCUUUCUCUAUCACAUCAGCACCUAGAGAUGAUUACCUCAGCGUUCACAUCCGGACAGUAGGAGAUUGGACGGAAGAGCUUAAACGAUUACUGACUGAGACAUGCGAUUCUCCCACAGUGAUUGGUAGAGCCAAGUUCAAUGAGCAUGGAAGAAUAGAUCAGAAGGGGUUACCGAAAUUGCUGGUGGACGGCCCAUACGGGGCUCCAGCACAAGACCACCGAAACUACGACGUGUUACUGCUGGUGGGACUAGGAAUCGGAGCCACCCCAUUUAUAAGCAUCCUCAGAGACUUACUCAACAACAUAAGAGCCGCUGAAGAACAAAAUGAAAUGAAUACAGAGAUGAGCAGAUCGGAAGAUAGCAGCCUGAAUAGCAUUACGUCUACAACGACGACGGGGACAAAUAUGUCAACAUCAACAACGGGAACGAGUGGGAAGAAGAAAGGACAGAGAACUAGUAAUGCCCAUUUCUAUUGGGUUACAAGGGAACCUGGGUCCUUGGAAUGGUUCAAAGGAGUCAUGAACGAAGUUGCAGAAAUGGAUCACAAAGGAGUGAUAGAGAUGCACAACUAUCUGACGAGUGUGUAUGAGGAGGGAGAUGCGAGGUCGACACUUCUCACCAUGAUCCAAGCUCUCAACCAUGCCAAACAUGGCGUUGACAUCCUAUCCGGCACCAGGGUUAGAACUCAUUUUGCAAGGCCAAACUGGAGGGAGGUGUUUGCCAAGAUAGCUGCAAAGCAUCCCAAUUGCAGAGUAGGUGUGUUUUACUGUGGGAAGCCGGUUCUAGCAAAGGAGCUAAGGAAACUAUCACGGGAGCUAACCCAGAGAACAUCCACACGUUUCGAGUUCCACAAGGAGUACUUCUAACCUGAGAGAGAUUCCCUCCCAAGUACACUUGGGAUGUCAACUACUCACGUUAAUUAAUUAUAUAUUAUUACAUAAUUUUUUUUUCUUUUUUAUUUAGGUUUGUUGUAAUAUUUAUAGAAAACAAUAGAGGAAGAAAAACAUAGAGGCAUCAUAAUCAUCAUCAUUACUCAUUAGUAGUUGAUCGAUCAAAUUGUAAAAUGUAAUUAAUUAGCACCACACACCACACCAUAUAUGUAUACCAUCAAGUUCAACACAACAUGCAUGAUAGAUGCAUCCCAAAAUGUCCAACGUCCUCAUCCACUUUUGAGAUAGAGUGUCAAGGUCCCUAACUACUUUGACAACAAAUGAAAGGUUGUAUCGUUAACCAAAGUGAAGAUUAUUGUAUUCUAUUUGUUACAGCAGCUGACCCCCUCAUAAAUAUACAACAUGCGCUGCAUUUCUUUCAUUUUAA
This is a messenger RNA of Nelumbo nucifera (sacred lotus), 3793 nucleotides long. RefSeq names its product Riboflavin synthase-like superfamily protein. Gene Ontology annotation, molecular function: peroxidase activity; NAD(P)H oxidase H2O2-forming activity; calcium ion binding. The record is from RefSeq and is a predicted model, not a curated record. NCBI's taxonomy places the organism in Eukaryota, Viridiplantae, Streptophyta, Magnoliopsida, Proteales, Nelumbonaceae. Gene Ontology annotation, cellular component: plasma membrane.